CUGGCAGGAGGCGGCCCAGGCAAUGGCGGCCGUUUAAAGGUAACCGAUUCAGCCCAACCGCAGAGGCGGAUAUAUAUAUAUUCGUCCAAAGCGCCCCCCCCCAGCCCAGGGUUAUGAGAGCUUAACGAGGCUCUGGGUUAGCCCCUUGUAGGGGGGAGUAAGAGGAGAAAGGGAAGCCCUCCAAAUUCCCGCUCCUCACUUCAGCCCCCAACCUCCCCCCCUCACGAACUUGGAGUGGGGUGGAGAAAGUCUCAGUUUUUCACCUAAAGGAGCAGGAGGUCAUUAGCCUCCCAAUGUAAAAAGGAAGCCGGCCUGCGUUAUUCUGGGGAGAAAUUUCCUCCUUCGGCCCGCUUUCCCCGCCUUCAGUCAUAAACACCCCCCCCCCAGUAUUCCACUCCCUCUCCCUAAGUGAGAAUCUCCCACUUGAAACCCCUUGUCCUCCCCUAAUACUCUCCCCAUACAAGAGGGUGGGCGAAGGAAGAAAGGAGCUCCUUUAUUUUCAACCACCCUAUGCUAGGAAAGGGGUGGGGAGAAGACCCCAGGAUGCUCUGAGGAAAGAAGGACCAGUGAGCCCCUCUCCAGUUGUUUUGGGGGGCUCGUUUUCAGCAGGUUUAGGGGGAGCAUCUCUAGCGGGGUGGGAUUCUGCAGCUGGGGCGAUUUGGAUAUCUGUUAGGGAACAGGGUUGCUCCAGCCCCCCUCUCAGUGCUAAUUGCUGGGAGGGGAGGGGGUAAUCGUGUGACGGGGAGAGGGUGGAGCCCGCAGCUAUCUGGGGGGCUCUCCCUCCUAGCAGGUGAAACCCCCACCAGUAGAAGGGAAGAACCCUGAAGGGUUCUCAUUGCCAGGGAAGGGGAAACGCAUUUGGGAAGGAGGUCGUUUCUAGGUAGCCCCCCCUCCCCGGCCGAUUCCGGGGAGGCAGAUCCCACAGCGCCCUAGGCAGGAAAGGCGGCCAUUUCUUGGUGCCCUUUCUUGGCAAGGGUGAGCAGGAAAGAAAGAGGCCCAACAGGUGAACAAAAAUACUGGGGUGAGGGAUCCAGUAACUUAAGAGAUUCCCGUCCGGUAUAUAUUCGAUUUCCUAGUAUCCACUCAUUCUUUGCAAAGAAAGCCCCUCCCUAUCCCCCCCCCAAUUCCUUGUAGGUUAUCCUUGCAAAUAAAGAACCCUGUUUUUAAAAAAUUAUUUCCCGAUUCCCCAUCCACUUUUUGCCAAGAAAAGCCCCUCUUCCACCGCCCCGACUUCCCUCUUCCUGCAGCGAAGGGGGUGGCGCCCCCUUUCCUCCCCCCUCCCCUUGAGUGGCGCUCGGCGGGGAGAGAGAAGCCAGGCAAGGGAUGCUCGGUGCAGCCGCAGCAAGAGGGAGCGAAGAGGGAGACGGUCCGUGAGUGGGUCACCGAGGCAGGGGGAAGGUUGCGUCGGAAGGAAGGGGGCGAUGGGGCUUGGCGGGGCGGAGGACGGCGGCGGCGGCGCCCCCCGAGGGGUCCAGGUGGGGGAUCCAGCCCGGGCGGGGAGAGGAGGAGGAGGAGGAGGCGCCGCCACCACCACUAUCAGCAGCAGCACCGCGGCUGCGGAACCCGGAGCCUGAGCCGCCGCAGCUUCGCCAUGAGAUCCACCGUGUACAAAGCCGCGGCGGCGGCAGCGACGACGACCGCGACGGGGACGGGCUUGCUGGAGCCUGGCCCGGAGGAAGAGGAGGAGCCGCCGCCACCCCCCCAUCUCCGCCAGCCUCCGCCUCCCCCGCAGAACCAGAUCCCCGUGCCAGCCCCAGCGGCGGCAGCGGGUCCCAAGGGCCGGGCUAUCGUCCCGGCGGCGGCGGCCCCGGGGCCACAGCAACAGGAAGGCGGCGGUGGCGGCUGCUGUUGGGGCGGCCUGGUGCCCUCGCCGUGCCCGGCGGGCAGCACUCGACAGGCGGGCGUGGGCGAUGCCGCCGGUAGCUCCCGCCCCUCCAAGUACCAGGCGGUGCUGCCCGGACACACCGCUGCGGCUGCUACCGCCGCCGCCAAGGACAGCAAACGUGGCGGCGGCCCGCAUUCCGGGCCAGGAAGAACCCCAGCUUCUCUUUCCCCUCCUUCUCCGCUGCCGUCGCCGGCUUCAGCCACGGCCGAGCCCGGCCAGCCUCCACCGGGGACAGCAGCGGCCGCAGGGGGAUCUCCCGCCUCUUCGGACCCCGGCAGCAAGUGGAAAAGCGGGAGCAGCAGCAGCAGCAGCACCGGUAGUGGCGGCGGCGGUGGGAGCAGCCUUCGGAAGAGCCCCAUGGGGGCCGGCGGGGGCGCCUCCAGCCAGGCGGCCUGCCUCAAGCAGAUCCUGCUGCUCCAACUGGACCUUAUUGAGCAGCAGCAGCAACAGUUGCAGGCCAAGGAGAAGGAGAUCGAGGAACUCAAGGCCGAGAGGGACUCGCUCCUUGCUCGAAUUGAGCGCAUGGAAAGGAGGAUGCAGCUGGUGAAGAAGGAUAACGAGCGUGAAAAACACAAAAUAUUUCAAGGAUAUGAAACUGAGGACAAGGUGGAGCCUGAGGCACCGGAGACAUUGCCUAUUGAAUGCCCACCCCAAGAACUCCUGGAGAUGCCCCAGCCACUGCCUUUGAAACAUUUCCCAUAUGGAAGAAAUGGAAAGGGUCACAAACGAAAAUCUGCAUUUGGAAGUGCGGAGAGGAAAACUCCAAUGAAGAAACUGGCAGCUGAAUUCUCAAAAGUUAAGUGUAAAUCACCAAAGUCUUCUCCAUUGAAAGAAGAGCCUGGCAGUUCUUUAGCUGAAUCUGUUACCAGACGUGAACUACGAAGUCAGGAGACUCCAGAGAAAGCCCGAUCAUUGGGGGACACUACGCUGAAAUCCUUGGCUCCUCUGAAAGGACCUGGGGGCCAUGCAAAGGACAACAGCUCAUGCAGCGAAAUAGAAGACUUGCCAUACCUUUCCACCACUGAAAUGUACUUGUGCCGAUGGCACCAGCCACCUCCUUCACCAUUGCGAGAACCUUCUCCCAAGAAGGAGGAGACUGUAGCAAUUCCGUCAUGGAGGGACCACGUGGUAGAGCCCUUGAGAGACCUGAAUCCUUCAGAGCUUUUGGAGAACUUAGAUGACAGUGUCUUCUCCAAACGGCACGCAAAACUGGAGUUGGAUGAGAAAAGGAGGAAGAGGUGGGAUAUUCAGCGGAUCCGAGAGCAAAGAAUUUUGCAGCGACUGCAGCUGAGAAUGUAUAAAAAGAAAGGAAUUCAGGAAUCUGAGCCUGAAGUUACCUCAUUUUUCCCAGAGUCAGAUGAUGUUGAAAGCUUGCUAAUCACCCCUUACUUGCCUGUUGUAGCAUUUGGCCGACCACUACCAAAAUUAACCCCACAGAACUUUGAACUGCCAUGGCUGGAUGAGCGAAGCCGUUGUCGGUUGGAGAUGCAGAAGAAACAGACGCCUCACCGGACAUGCAGGAAAUAGGCCACUAGGAGGUGUCUCUGCCUCAGUAGUUGGCCUGUGCCAUUUGCAGCAAAUGGCAGAGAACUGCAUAUAUUAUCACACCAGUCUUUCUUCCCUUGAUGUACAUUCUUGUUCACUAUAGACAUUUUUUAUGCUUCUGUAUGGUUUUUCUCUUUCCUCUUCUCACCCUCCCCCCCAAAAAAACUGUUCAACUGUUUUCUUUUAUUCCCCCCCCUCUUUGUUUGGUAGAAAGUACUGGAGUUUAUUUUGGGUCAAGGCGGGUGGCAUUGGGUGUGUAGUGGUUGAGUUCCUUUGAGCAGGUGUAGCCAACCACAUUCUGUUUGGCAUCACAAAAGAUGGUCAGGCAUUAAAAAUAUAAUGAAACAGUUCCCAUUAGUAGAUAUCCCAACAUAUGGAGUCCACCUUCCUUUAAAAAAAAAUAAACCCUAGUAUGGUCACUUAAAAACAUAUUAUAUUGUAUUGCAAAGGAGCACCAACAAGCAUCACCAAAAUUGGUUUCCUCUACUGCACUAAAGGCCCCAGACUAUGCUGCUUGCUGUAGUAUUGGAUAGAAGCACCGUGCUGCUUGGGAAUCACUGUGUGCUUCCUUCCCCACAUCAGGCAACUGCUACUGGAGGGAAGGAGAGCAAUGAGAUGAGGUGGUUCAUUUUCAGAAUACCUCUUGAAUAGGGUUGUGUUGCCUCCUCUUGUUUCCUCCCUUAUCUGAAGUCCACCGUGACCUGACUAUUGGCAUUUUUUGUAUGCCUUUCGGAAGGUUGGUUAGUGGUGAUACCUUUGCUCAUAGCUACAGCAAGUAACACCCACUGGCACUCCCCGCUCUUUGUACAAUAAUGAAUUAAGCUAGAAACCUGAAAUCUGUAAAACCUGAAACCUUUAAUUGUGUCCAUUGGUGUGUGGCUGGUAUUUCUUUAAAAUACAAUUUUGAUAAAUUUUUAUAGCUGGUGCAAUGGGACUCCUACACACACUCAUCUGUCUGAUGUGUACAGCUGCUGGAAGCUCUGUGUGCGUGUAUAGAAGACCAGUGAUACUAACCUCUUCCCUUUUCCAUUUCUAUAGAAAUUUCAUUUAGUGCAAAAGUAUCAGACCUCAGUUUUCUGGAUUAAGAGUGCAGUGCAGGACAGUAUCUGUUAUUGUUAAAAAUGCUAAACUUGGGAGGAGGCAGUCACCCAGCAAUGUUGUUCUUCUUUCCCAGCUUUCAAAUAGUUCCAGUAGAUGCUGCUCCACUUCUGCAAUAUGUUCUCUAGAAAUUCAAAAGGAUACCUUUAUGACAGUAGGUAACAAGGUGACUACUAUAGAAGAGUCAAACUUAAGACUCUCUUGCCAAGUAGCCUGUGUUUGUUGAGGUUGCACACAAUGCUUGCUGCCUAAUUUAAUUUGAUUUAAAUUAAGGCUGUAUAUUGGUCUCGGUUUUUAGCAUGCCAGCAUGCAUCCUUCUCUCCCCUGCCUCGCUGUUAAAAGUCUGGAUGUAUAAAAUAAACAUUAAGUGGAGGUUUCUUAAAGGCAUUGUUGAUUUCACAGCAUAAUCCUCCCUAAGCUAAAGAGCUUUUAAAAUUGUAUUUUGGAUCUGAAUACUGUUUUGAGGGGGAGGAAAAAGUUACCACGUAGUGCAAAAUAUUACUCUAUUGGAAGUGCCACAGUCCUGUAUUCCUUAAAAAUAAAAGCGAAUGUUCCCUCUUUGCCAGUUAAUAUGCUGGCUUUUAUGGAGAAUCCCAUUAAAUACUAACAUAUGCAUCUGAAAAAAAGAUGGGUAGAUGGGCAUAAGUAGUUAGGGGUUUGCACAAAAAGUUUGCAGUGGAUGUUAGCUGGGAGAAGGAAUAGUCUCUUCUCCCUAUAAACGAUACAGCACUGUGAAAUUCAUAUUAAUGAAAAGCCCUUGGACAUUAGAUCUGAUUUUUGAUUUAAAUAAAAAUGUUCCUUUCUUUAACCAAGUUUACUGUAGUUCUAAAAGCAGUGUCUGUACUUUCCCUCGUUUUUCUGCCUUUGACACGUGGUUGUCUGCAAAUGCAUCCUUUUUGAUACCAUUUUAAAUAUGUAAAAUCAGUUGUCUUGUAAAUAUCUUAUAAAAAAAAAAGUUUGUAAAUACCAAAUUUGUGGCUGUUAAUGUUUGCCUUUUUUAAUUUUUGCUUCAGUUUGUUUAGGUUUAACAGUGUUAACAGGGAGUAUUAAAAGAGAUUCUGCUCGUAUGUUUAAACAAAAUUGGAACAAAAUCAUUUUUUUUUUACAAUAAAAUGAAAAACAUUAA
Messenger RNA from Eublepharis macularius, 5654 nucleotides. RefSeq names its product MSL complex subunit 1 (gene MSL1). NCBI's taxonomy places the organism in Eukaryota, Metazoa, Chordata, Lepidosauria, Squamata, Eublepharidae. Bases 1592 to 3412 code for a protein of 606 amino acids. Gene Ontology annotation, cellular component: MSL complex. The transcript has 8 exons. The record is from RefSeq and is a predicted model, not a curated record.